Oncorhynchus masou masou (cherry salmon) is the source of this 2804-nucleotide messenger RNA. Its product is annotated as zinc finger protein OZF-like. Gene Ontology annotation, cellular component: nucleus. The coding region runs from base 1105 to 2682 and encodes 525 amino acids. Gene Ontology annotation, molecular function: DNA-binding transcription factor activity, RNA polymerase II-specific; RNA polymerase II cis-regulatory region sequence-specific DNA binding. The transcript is spliced from 3 exons. Lineage: Eukaryota; Metazoa; Chordata; Actinopteri; Salmoniformes; Salmonidae. The record is from RefSeq and is a predicted model, not a curated record. Gene Ontology annotation, biological process: regulation of transcription by RNA polymerase II.
GUGGUCUCAAGGCUGGUCAUGCGGUGGUGAUCAACCCAGAGUAGCCAUUAGCCGUGGUCUCCAGGCUGGUCAUGUGGUGGUGAUCAACCCAGAGUAACCAUUAGCCGUGGUCUCCAGGCUGGUCAUGUGGUGGUGAUCAACCCAGAGUAACCAUUAGCCGUGGUCUCCAGGCUGGUCAUGCGGUGGUGAUCAACCCAGAGUAGCCAUUAGCUGUGGUCUCCAGGCUGGUCAUGCGGAUGUCCAGUGCCUUGUGGUUGGAUCUAGUCAUUUCGUGGCAGUUUUCAGCUCCUCUCUCAGCUGGCUAACCUAGUUUCGUAGCUCUGCCGACUGUAUAUCCUUCCAUUUUGUCAAUUAAUUCCGGCUUCAUUUCAGUUAAUGCCUGUAGAACAGCUUCUUGUCCAGUCGCCUCAGCUGUGCAUUGUUCAGUUGUUGGUGUAGAUUCAUGGUCCUUGGCUAGGCUAGCUGGUCUGUUAGAAUUAGCCCUAGGCUGAUUCUUGCUGUUGGUGCCUGACAUCUUCGACAAAAACGUGACAUUAAGCCUUAAAAUGGAGUCUCAGGUUGUAGAGGGGUAUUUUGAUCCAAAUUAAAAUUGUAUUUGAUUUUACUAGGCAACUAAAUAAGAAUUUGUUGUUAACUGACAAUGAUCCUGGACGACUCUGGGCCAAUUGUGCUCCACCCUUUGGGACUCCUAAACACGGCCAGUUGAGAUACAGCCUGGAAUCAAACCAGGGUCCGUAGUAACGCCUCUGGCACUGAGAUGUAGUACCUUAGACCGCUGCGCCACUCGGGAGCCCCGAAAUACAAUCUGCACAAGUAUUUAAAUGUUCUGUUGAGGAGCUCAGAAAAGUACAUCCUCACAUGGCGCCGCUCCCUCGUCGCCCCUGCGGGUAUUUGGGGAUUAACAACAUUUUUGUUAUUGUAUCUGAUGAUGGUGGUACUGUAUCCCCCCCUCCCGCAUUCAUUUCCCACAAUGGACUUUUUUCCCCCGUUCACUACCCGUCCAGUAGGUGGCGGUAAUACGCCAAUAGGUGUAGUGUGACAUUAAACCUUAAAGAAGAAGACAACAAAGUAGCCUAACUGUUCUGUUGUUGCCGACCACAUUUCAUGUCUUACAAAGAAACAAUAGCUUCCACAAUGGAUCGGGACAACGCUAGCCCGUUCCCCUGCACCCUCCCGGAGUCCCCGUGUCAAACGCCUCCUAGUUCCGCUUUACUGCGGGGUCUGGUCGACUGCAGGAAAACACCGGGGCAGAGUGGAACUGAGACAGGAGAAAAGAAAGAAGAUGGAGAAUUGAUUUCAUUAAGUAAGAACCAUGGGGACAGCCCGAACCGUUGCUCUCUCAGUGGGAGGGGCUUAUCAUCUGGGGAGCCUCGACAACAUCAUGAUGCUGACAAGAAAGAGAAGAGUCUCUCCAGGCCAGAACACCUCAAGAAACACCAGCAGAGACUUACAGGGAAGAAACCUCACCACUGCUGCUUUGACUGUGGGAAGAGUUCUGCUAAACAGAGGGAAUUGGUCAUUUACAAGCAGAUUCACACUGGGAGGAAAAUGUACCGCUGCUCUCAGUGUGGGAAGAGUUUUGCUGCAUCUAAAACCUUACAAUCUCAGAGAAUUCAUACAGGGGAGAGGCCUUACCCCUGCUUUGAUUGUGGGAAGAGCUUCAGUCAAUCAGGAGCCCUGACUACACACCAACGCAUACACACAGGAGAGAAGCCUUAUAGCUGUGUUCAGUGUGGGAAGAGCUUUGCUCUAUCCGGAAACCUGAGUACGCACCAGCGUGUACACACAGGAGAGAAGCCUUAUAGCUGUGAUCAGUGUGGGAAAAGCUUCAACCAAUCAGGAAACCUGACUACGCACCAGCGUGUACACACAAGAGAGAAGCCUUAUAGCUGUGAUCACUGUGGGAAGAGCUUUGCUCUAUCCGGGAACCUGACUAGACACCAGCGCAUACACACAGGAGAGAAGCCUUAUAGCUGUGAUCAGUGUGGGAAGAGUUUCAAUCAAUCAGGAGAACUGACUAGACACCAACGCAUACACACAGGAGAGAAGCCUUAUAGAUGUGAUCAGUGUUGGAAGAGCUUUGCUCUGUCCGAAGACCUGACUAGACACCAGCGCAUACACACAGGAGAGAAGCCUUAUAGCUGUGAACAGUGUGGGAAGAGCUUCAUGGAUUCUGGUAGUCUGACUAGACACCAGCGCAUACACACAGGAACAAAGCCUUAUAGCUGUGAUCAGUGUGGUAAGAGCUUCAUGGAUUCAGGAAGUCUGACUAGACACCAGCGCAUACACACAGGAGCAAAGCCUUAUAGCUGUGAUCAAUGCGGGAAGAGUUUUGCUCAAUAUUCCACUCUGACUGCACACCAACGCAUACACACAGGAGAGAAGCCUUAUAUCUGUGAUCAGUGUGGGAAGAGCUUCAAUCGUUCAGGAGCCCUGACUACACACCAACGCAUACAUACAGGAGAGAAGCCUUAUAGCUGUGAUCAGUGUGGGAAGAGCUUCAAUCAUUCAGGAGCCCUGACUAGACACCAGCUCACACACACUGGAGAGAAACCUUACUCUUGUCUAUGUGGAAAGAGCUUUGCUCGUUCAGGGUCACUGAAACAACACCAGAAAGCAUCUCCCUCCUACAGCACCGGUUACAGAUCUCUAAAUGAAGUUACAAUAGAAAACAUCUUGUAAAGAGUCAUCCAUCUCCCAUUCGCUAACAGUUUACUAAGUCUUAUUACCAUGAUAACAUGUGUAGAUAAUAUGCAGCUCUGGGUCUAUAUGUAUUAAGCGUCUUGGAGUAGGAGUUCUGUGUG